AUGAUGUAUGUUAUAAUUAGAUAUGGAGUGGUUGGUAGACAUCGUAAUCAAGCAUUGGUAGAAUCAAGAAACAAGACAUUGGGUAGUACAUUACAUAAAAGAAUGAUGGCACAAGAAAUAUUAACUCCAUCAUCAACAAUCAAAAGAAUGGCCUAUUUAUAUAGUUUUAUCAUAAUGAUAGUACCAAGAUUUUCAAUAGAACAAAAUGAAGAGUUUAUCAUUGUGAUUGCUCGAACACCUUAUAUAAAAGCAAAGGAAGCAGACUUUUAUAUCAUGGGCACCGAGUUUAAGUUUUAUUGUAAACCUUACUUUUUGCGUCUUACAUUUGCUCAUUCACUCGUAGAGAAUGGUAAAGAACGUGCUUCGUACAACAUUGACACUCAACAAUUCACAUUCUAUCUACCAAAGGCUGUCAACGGACAAGUGUUUGACGAUUUGGAUAUGAUUACAAAACUAUUGGACAAGAAGAAAAAGACACCAACCGUUGCUGGUAUUCAAGUUGAAACUAAUUCAUCAACCAACCCUGAUGAACAAAACUUGGAAGGAGAUGAAGAUGAAGAAGAAGAAGAAGAAGAAGAAAGUGAAAGUGAAGAUGAAGAAUGGGAAUUUGAACAAACUUUACCAAAUAAUCAACAAUAUUCUUUGGAUGAUAUAAAGAAUCAACCACAUUAUGGAUUUGAUAAUAAUUUUGUAGCAUUCUUUAAUGAUCUUCAAGGAGAGGUUGAAGAGAUUAUCGAUAUUCCAAUGAUCGAUGAAAUAUCAAAGGAAGAGAGAACUGCUGUUAGAAUUGGUUUUGAAAAUUUGAAAUUUGAUGAAGAUAGAUAUAUGGAAAAUUAUAUAUUCCCAGAAUAUAUUGAUGAAUUAUUACAUUAUAAAGCAUUUUGGGAAACUGCAAUGGAACAAAAAUUAAAAUCAAAGUUGGAUAAAAAUAAUAAUAAUAAUAAUAGCGAACCAAUUCAACCAAUUGAAACUCCAAAGGUUGAAUCAUCAUCAACAAAUCAAGAUAUUAAAGAAUUAAAUCCAUCCAAUUUAGAGGAUUUUGAUGAAUUGGUUAAUGAAACUGAAAUGAAUAGUGAUACCAUCCCAACAGAUAUUGUAAAUCAAAUUAAUUCGGCAUUAUCUAAAAAGGUUGUCAUUUCAUCAACUUUUACUACCAGUUCUCAAACUAUUGAACCUUCAUCAUCUUCAAACAAGGUAAUUACAUUUACUGAUGAAGAAAGAGAUAUUAUGAAAAAUUUACCAAACAAAGAAUAUAAUGUAAAAAAUGAAAAACAAUUAUUAUUAGGAUUAAUUGAUAUUGUAUUUUCAUAUUGUUAUAAUGUUAGAUCUACAUAUGGAGAAGAUACUAUUGAAAGUGCUUGGAACAUUUGCAAGGUAUCAUCUACCUUGUCAUGUAUGGAAACCUUUUCUACUUUGAAAUCGGUGAUUGUUGCUAGUUUUAGACGUAGUAUUACAUUCCCAUUGUUCCGUAGUUGGAAACUUGCUAGUCGUGUAUUGGAAGACACUAGAACUAUAUUUAAAUUGGGCAAACGUUGCAUCUUGAAAUGUUUGUUACAUAUUCGUAAAUGUUUGGAGGGACAUGACUACAAGUACUAUCUCAACAGAUUAUAUAUUGACGAUUAUUGUGUUUGGUUACAAUACGCCAGCAAAAAGAAACUUAAAUCACUCACUGCCAAACUCAACGAAGUUGUCAUUGAAAAGAUGGAUGUUGAAUGGCCACUAGAAGCUUAUGAAAAAUUGGUACAAGAAGAAGGAAUGGUAUUUGGUCAAGACGAAGAAGAAGAUGAAGAUGAAGAAAAUGAAUUGGAGCAAAUGAAUAAUAGUAGCGAUGAAGAAUAA
Cavenderia fasciculata is the source of this 1839-nucleotide messenger RNA. RefSeq lists its product as uncharacterized. Bases 1 to 1839 code for a protein of 612 amino acids. The record is from RefSeq and is a predicted model, not a curated record. Lineage: Eukaryota; Evosea; Eumycetozoa; Acytosteliales; Cavenderiaceae. The transcript has 5 exons. Gene Ontology annotation, biological process: box H/ACA snoRNP assembly. Gene Ontology annotation, cellular component: nucleoplasm; cytoplasm.